AUGGCUUUGAUACCGCGGGCGGCGUCGAGCUUCAUUCAUUACGAACAAAUUCCAUUCAUUGUCUUUACCAUCAUCUUGAUGGUCAUUACUCUUUUGUCGACCUGCUUUGGCAUACAUAGGAGAAUAUCGGUUUCAGGGAAGCUGUUGGUGGAAGAUGUAUUCGCGCUCCUCGCCACGAUCGCUGCUCUAGCGCUAUCGUCCACAUUCACGAUCGAUGAUGACCUUAACGAUGGCGACAAUCUUGAGAUCAUACGCAAGGUUUCAGUGGUGGCAUUGUACUCGUACAUCGCCGCUGUGCUCUUUCUCCGGACGUCAUUCCUUCUACUCUAUCUUCGCCUGGAUCGACGAAUAAUCAUGCGCUGGAUCGUUCUCGCUUUGUCUCCGGUCGUGCUCACGCAAACUUGCUCUUUGGUCAUCGGUGCAGCAUUUUCAUGCGCACCACCGACUCUGAUCUGGACGACGAGCAUUGCCUCAUCUGGUCGAUGUUGGACGUCCGGAUCAAUACAGACUUUUCUGAACGUCAGUGGCAUCCUUGUCUCUGCAGUGGACGCUUCGAUACUUGCCGCGUCACUGAGUAUGGCAGGAACAAGAAGGGGUCUCAGGCUGGCUGUGUCAGAUGCUACUACGCUUGGACUCUCGUGGACGCCAAUCAUCCGUAUCGAAAAGUCGCAUUCCCUGCCAUGUUCGCUCAGGUUGAAGUCCAUCUGGCCUUGA
Messenger RNA from Zymoseptoria tritici IPO323, 714 nucleotides. RefSeq lists its product as uncharacterized. The transcript has 7 exons. The record is from RefSeq and is a predicted model, not a curated record. NCBI's taxonomy places the organism in Eukaryota, Fungi, Ascomycota, Dothideomycetes, Mycosphaerellales, Mycosphaerellaceae. Bases 1 to 714 code for a protein of 237 amino acids.